Messenger RNA from Lactuca virosa, 637 nucleotides. Lineage: Eukaryota; Viridiplantae; Streptophyta; Magnoliopsida; Asterales; Asteraceae. The record is from the annotation of a GenBank genome assembly.
CCAUCUCAUUAUCUCUCCCCUCUCAUCCAAUUCUUCUUCAUUUUCACACCAUGGGUUUGGUAAUGAGCUUCAUGGGAAAAGGUUUGCCAACUACCCAAAUGUUGAGUCUUGUGAUGGGCACACUCUACAGCAAAUUCAUCGAAAAAGAAAUCAAGACCUUUGAUGACUUCCAUUUUGCCAUCCUUGAUAUGUUCAACACAAUCAAUGCAGCAUUGCCGGGUAAACACUACGAUGUUCCACCACCCAACCAAGUUCAGGACAUUUUCAAAAAAUGGGAAGGAGCAAAAGAGGCAUCAGAAAAAAAGAAACUGUUCAUUGAUUUCAUGAAGACGAGUGUAAGCCUAAGCAAGUUUGAUGACUCAACUCUCAUCACCGGACUAGUUACGCCGCCAGCAGCCAUGGCGGCAAAACGAGCGGGCGAAAGCUUGCCACAGCUGAGCAUGAUCAAAGUGGUCCCGGAUGUCAUAUUUGUGCCUGCUGCAACCGUUUUGGCUCUCAUCUCAGCUAAGCUCUCCAAAAAGAUGUUCUUGGGAAAUGUCGCAUCAUAAUUAUUAAAUUACUGUAUUUCCAAACCCAAUCCCUCUUAUUAAAACAUUUUACUUUGAAAAAUCUUAACCAACUAUGCCAUAUGCAAAAG